Messenger RNA from Schistosoma spindalis, 3715 nucleotides. Lineage: Eukaryota; Metazoa; Platyhelminthes; Trematoda; Strigeidida; Schistosomatidae. The record is from the annotation of a GenBank genome assembly.
UUGUCUGUUCCUGUGGUUCUUUAUGUGAGUAUCCGGUGGGUUUUCGCAGCGUCUUAAAACUUUUAUUGUGAAAAUAUCUUUUCAAACUGAAGUCUGCUGCCAAUUUUUUGUUCCGUUGUAAUACUUCAAAUGCGUGCUGAAGUGUAGGAUAACCACUGGAGUCAUCCAAUCUCCUGAUACAUUGCGUUUCCUGUUAUUACACUUUUGAUUUUUUGACUUGCUGAGUAUUUCGUGAGUUAACUGUUUCUAUUCUUUCUGUUGUCCGCUGAGCUAUAUAUACAUCCCGAAAAUUAAUGUAAAAAAGUGAUAUAUACGCUGUAAAUUGAUUUAGGACGACAAUCUAUAGUCAGUUCCCUUUAGUAGGUGCUUCAAUUUCCAUAAAUGUCUCAGUUUUUUGCCAAUAAUAUUGUUAAUUACUAGCCAAGAUGCUAGUAGCCGUCCGACUGACAGUAGUUCCUGUUGUCGCAUGUAGGUACUUAGAAGUAUUUGAAGAAUUAUGUAUGCUAAAGUAGUUUAAUUUGGGUUUACAUUUUUUCUCAGGCACUCGGUAGUCUCCCUGAGUGUGCUCAUUCGCCGGUUGAGUCUAACGGGAUACUUCCGAACAUUAGACAAAAACUAGCAAUUGAACAGCUUCACUUAUAAGGUUUGAAUGCGUUCACUAUCAUUUUAGUCAUGAUAUUCAAACAUAACAUCACUUAUUCCCAAAAAGACUGGUCACCUUAUAUAUAAGCCUCUCAUUGUACCACUAGAGGAAACUGCAUUUUUCAGUAGUUUGCUUAGAUUUGACCUCUUGUUUGGCAUUGUUAAAUUGUACCGCAUAGUCUUACAACCAUUAGUGUCCAUGAACUUGAUGCAUCCUUAAACAGUUUAUUGUAGUUCACACUGAGGUCUGUUUAAUUAAAUCUAAUCACCUUAAAUGUCUUCAAAUAAUUUUGAUGUGGCUUUAUUAUUAAUUUGAUCUGCAUUGGUCCCAUUAUCUUAAUGUAAAUUCCAAUAGCUCAGUGUGGAUCACACUAUUUCUUGGCACCCACUUGUACUAAUUUUUUGUGAAAUAAGUAAAAGAAUAUACAUUCUCCACAGUGGGGUUUAUAGGGUGAUGUAUCCCUUCCACUUGUUGCUCAUGUUUGGCGUAAAACGUGCAGCAAAUCCGCAUCUUCAUUUGGUUCAUGAUUGUAUGUAUAUUCACUCUACCGUAAUUUAGACUUUGAUUCCCAACGUCAAUCCAUACUUCUCAUGUUAAAAAUUUACCUUCCUUUUCGGACAGCGUCCUUUAUCUUUAGUCUUUUAGCUAUCAUUGAUACUCCUAUCAUCCCAACUUAUUUACCAAGAACCUUGUUGAUUUCGCCUUAUAUUAUAAAAUUAACGAGAUUCUUGGUAAAGGAGUUUUUCUAAUUUCUAGUCACCCCGUUAAUGACACUACACGUACCAAUAUAGAAUAAUGGUCAGUGGUACUGUCUGUUUAAUAGCUAUCUCUAGAGGUCAUACCAAUGUGACUGCGACAAAAUUAGUCCAAAGGAAUUCUGUAUCUGAAACGCACCAGGAUCAUUCAUUUCGUUUCUUGCGGCCUACAAACUGACGUGUGGCGUUAUGUGGGUUUUUUUGAGGUAAAGUAGAUAGACGCAUUUAAAAUACGACGAUACAAAAAUGCUUGGUUCAAACCAUUGGCUUUAAUAUAGAAAGAGUAAUCUAACUUUACUUAAACGGCUAGUAAACAUUUGUUCAAAUUGCUAGUUUAACGACGAAUUAUUGACAUCCACAAAGUCGAAAUAGUACGAACAGUUAUUUAAAACCAAAGACAGGUUUUGUGAUUUGAUUCGAAGUGUAACGAUUAUUUUUCAGUUAUCUUUUAAUUAUCUGAUGAAGAUUAGAAGAGUGAAUUCACUAGUAAAACUGUUAUUUUUGUCUUUCAGAUAAACCUAACAUGGUUACAGCUGUUCAACCAAUGUUUGGUCUUUUGAAACGGCUCCAUCUACAUCCAAUGGAAAAUGCUUUGAAUGAAUUAGGUCCACAAACUUCCCUUCUGCAAUCUAUAAAGUUUAAAGCCCAACCAUUUCUGUUUCGUAAAACCAAAUCUGAAGAAAUACGACGUAAUCACGACAGUAUGGGCCAGAAAAGACCAUCACCUUACCUUUCUAAUACGGACCUGAAAACUGCUAAACGUUCUCGCCGUGUUACGAAACUAACUGAUAAGAUCGUAAAUCCCGUGGAUGUAAACCUUAAAUCUAAUUAUGAGAAUUCAAACAUAAGCUAUUCAACUUUAUCUUCUGGGGUAACUCCAUCAAAUCUGCCGCUCUUUCCAUCUACUUCAAUCAACUCCCCCAACCUUUCUGUAUCAAAUGUUUCAUAUUCUUUACGCAUCCCGAACUCUAGCGAAACUCCAGUAAUUUCUCAUCCGAAAUAUCUGUGCCUCCAAAACUCCCCACACCCGGUUUACCAGUAUCGAUCCCAAAUUACUCCCGUCGUUAGAACUAAUCCCACAGAGUGCCAGACACGUAUUUCUACACGCAGUACGGAUUCAUUAUUGGAUGAGAAUCAUUUUGUGAUUGAAGAGGAAAUACCCGCCACUUCUAUUUGUGCAAAGGACUCCCUCCAUUUAAAUAAAAUAACUGGCCAUCUUAGUGGGCAGAAUCCUAUGGAUGUUCGAUACGUGAGUCGCUCACGUAAUACCAGCAGAUUGUCUCCUGUAUCUUCAGUAUCUAAAAGAUAUGAUAAUUCUGACGAUAACAAAUGUGAUGUGAAGUUGAAAAAUAAAGAUAAAGUUAUGAUUGUAAACAAGGAACCACCAAAGCGUCGGAAAUCUGUUGAUCAGCUUAUUGAACCUUCGAUUCAUGGAUUACCAGAUCCAGAAAUUUCCACUAAACCUCGUACACGAAAACCAACUCAAUUUUUACAACUAAAUGCACAAACUACUGAGCCUUCGUGUAAUGAUCGAAAACCUACCUAUCUCACUACUCAGUCAUAUUAUUAUGUACCAGAUUUUACUAACCGUCAUCCCCGAAGUCCAGAAACUGUUCAAGUUCAUGUGACGGAGUCGAGAGGUAUACCAAGGAUGUCCAAUUCAGCAGUUCUUAUUGAGGUUCCUAGCUGGCGUGUUAUACCUAUCCCAGGUGUUGAGAUCUAUGUGGAUUGUUCUUGUGGGGCAAAACAUUCCAAAUCAUGCCCCAAAAAACACCCAGACAGACAAAAACUAACAGAUAUGGAUACUCUUAAAUCACAUAAUCUCCGCGCCUUACGAUCCAGCUUACUGACUAUUAACUCUGUCCAUUCAAAUAAAAAUUAUCCAACUCCAGAACUUAGGUCAAAACCCAGGUCUAGAUCUUCCCAGACACAAAAAGAGCAUUACCAAGUUGGAGAACCUGUCAAAUCAGUUGGUGUUUUGGAGGAAAACAUAUCAGAUCCAACAUUCCUUGCUCGCCAUUCGCGUUUGGAAAUUGAGGAAGUUCGUCACGAACGCUUAUCGCGCCAGCGUACUGCAGAACAAGAACUAAAGCAACGUUUGGAAGAAAGGGAUCAAGCCAGUUGGCAUAAGAGACAACCUGGUCGUUUGGAUCCACUUUUGAAGUACAGACCAGCUAGUCGGAUGCCGACUCAGCUAAGCUAUGCACUCAAGCAAGGACAUCAAUUUCACGUAGACAACUCUAUACCGGUGGUCGCAUUCGGCUGUUGCGUGCCAGUAGCCUCACUAAAACCGUUCACAAAGUUCAGCAUUCAAUAA